CUCAGUUGCUGAAAAGCCCCCAAAGGGCUUGCCCUCUUCUGACAGGAAGAAAAGAUUUCCAUCCAUUUCCUUUCUGAAAUCUCAGUCAUUGCUGGCCCAACCCAGUGCUUCAGGUUUGAAGACAAUUCAAGAUCCUUUUAGCAAGAGAAAGAUCCAAAUUUCAAAGGUCUCAGACACCCCUGGAGAAACCCCAACCCUCAAAGAUUCUUCAGCCACAGACUCACUUAGGACACUCCAUUUGUAUCCCACCAGUGACAGGGCACCAGUGUCACAAAUCCCUGGCUCUGAUGAGAUGCCACCUCCCACGCUGCAGAAGAAGCCCAGACCAGCCCUGCCUCCUCUCACUCUUCAGCUACCCCGGACACCACAGACGCCAGCCCCUCCAAGGGAGCUGAAAUCAUGCUUCCCCUCUCUCGACAAGCCCUGGAUAAAGACUUUAGCUUUAGGUAAAGAACGCAAGAUGAUGGUGCCUCCUCCCACUCCCCAAGAACCUGACAAGGUGACGUAUUUUGUCAAUGUAGAGGCUCAGAGAAAGAAUCUGAUCCUAUUAAAUGAAGCCAUGCAAACGUUGGGACUCCCUCCGCAGCUACUCACAAUAGCUCGGAAUCUCAUCAUUGAGCUCCUCCGCACAGACACAAUUCGGCUGGGAUUCUUCUUCCAAAAGUACAUUGCCUAUAGGCUGAUCCAGCGUGUAAGAAACAACAUAAUUCAUCAAAUAAAAACCACACAAAAUACAGGAAAAGGUUAUGAAGCCAGGAACCUCUACAUCAUGCUGAGCAGAAUUGAUGACUAUCAGAAGAAGAUCAUGUGUGCCUGGGCGGAGAAGCUCAAGUCCCUAGAGGAGAAACGAAAUCAGUGCCUGGGGAAAAUGACAGCCUUAUUUACCCAGCUUCGAGAGAUGUACAAAUUGAAUCUUAGCCAGCCAAUCCUGUUGAUUCCUAGCAAAAAGGAGACCCCUGCCUCUGCUGGACUUUUUAAACAGCCGCUCCAAGAGCUGCCGAUAGAAAAGGAGAAACUAUACGACAAGAAAAUCAGACAACAAGAAGACCAGCUGAGAUCCAUCUGGAAUGCUGAUCUGUCCUCCUCAAGCUACCCAAUAAUAGAGAAGACACCAGUGAGUCUGCUCUGGGCCAAGCUGGGUGGGUUUCCGGACAUUCCCAGGCUACUCCAGUUAGACAUCCAGUCCACCUUCAGAAAAUCUCUUGCCUCCCUUAAGUCACGGUCUAAGAAGGCUCCCAAGUAACUACAAAAUUAAACACAAAUCUAUUGAAAGCAAAGUGCAUGU
Ochotona princeps (American pika) is the source of this 1285-nucleotide messenger RNA. Its product is annotated as protein FAM186A-like. Bases 293 to 1243 code for a protein of 316 amino acids. Lineage: Eukaryota; Metazoa; Chordata; Mammalia; Lagomorpha; Ochotonidae. The record is from RefSeq and is a predicted model, not a curated record. The transcript is spliced from 5 exons.